AUGCAAGCGGGUUUAAUUAUAAUCCAAGAAAGGCAGAAUACAAAUUUGCACCUUUUAGUUGCCAAGAUCAAUUAACACCCGUCCCCCAAAGUCAAAGUUUACCACGGGCAAGAUUGGACAUGAGAACUGCUUCGUAAAGUGAGUUCAUGCGCAAUGCCGCCACUACAUCACCAAAGUGAUUUUGCACAAACGUUCGCAGGCAGACUUCUCUUAAGUGCGCUCGUGAGUGUGUUGAGCGUCGGACGCAUGUCCCAGUUUUGGCACUGAGGCGAGUGUGUAGGAACCAAGCGCGUCCUCCUCUCUCUCCUCUAACCUCCUCACAGCGAGACGCACGAUUCCACAGGAUGCUUCACCAUAUGCUUCUCUUAACCACUGAGUUUGGGGUUUGGAUGUAGGCGAUCAAUCGGGCGCAGAGCGAGUUCUGGAUUUGGAACCUUCGCUGGCACGGAUUUGCGGGUGAUGGUGAAGCGCGUCUUGCGCGCUGCCGCACGUUUCCUCGAUCUUUCCUCGGGACGUUUGGCGAAGGGAAAUGUGAAGAAGGCUUAAAGAAUGGCAUGUAAACAUGGUUUCUGCCAAGAAGGAGAUGGUGACUGCGAUGUACCCCACUUCUAUUUCCACUCUCCUCUACUUUCUCUGUGUGGCGGCUUGCAUAAAGAGAAUAUCUGGACAGAUCAGAAAGGAUGAGAAAUUAUAUCCGGAAAAUUUCACACGCAUUCUGGACCGACUUCUGGAUGGAUACGACAACAGACUCCGACCUGGAUUUGGGGGUCCAGUGACGGAAGUGAAGACUGAUAUUUACGUCACAAGUUUUGGCCCAGUUUCCGACGUAGAGAUGGAGUACACCAUGGACGUGUUCUUCCGCCAGACGUGGGUGGAUAGGCGGUUGAAGUAUGAAGGCCCGGUGGAGAUCCUCCGGCUAAAUAACCUGAUGGUAACCAAAGUCUGGACCCCUGACACGUUCUUUAGGAAUGGCAAAAGAUCUGUGGCUCACAACAUGACAGCACCCAACAGACUCUUCCGAAUCAUGAAGAACGGCACCAUCCUGUACACUAUGAGGUUGACAAUCAUUGCAGAAUGUCCAAUGAAACUCGUCGAUUUCCCCAUGGAUGGUCACUCCUGCCCUCUGAAGUUCGGCAGCUAUGCCUACCCAAAGACUGAGAUGAUCUACACCUGGACUAAAGGACCGCAGCAUUCUGUGGAGGUCCCACCUGAGUCGUCCAGCCUGGUACAGUACGACCUGAUCGGACAGACUGUGUCGAGCGAGACUGUAAAGUCCAUCACCGGUGAAUAUGUAGUAAUGACGGUCUACUUCCACUUGAAACGGAAAAUGGGCUACUUCAUGAUUCAGACGUACAUCCCCUGCAUCAUGACUGUAAUCCUUUCUCAAGUGUCUUUCUGGAUAAAUAAGGAAUCCGUGCCCGCCAGAACUGUCUUUGGAAUCACCACUGUUCUCACGAUGACGACCCUCAGCAUCAGCGCUCGGCACUCUCUGCCCAAGGUCUCGUACGCCACUGCCAUGGAUUGGUUCAUCGCCGUGUGUUUUGCUUUCGUCUUCUCUGCUCUCAUCGAGUUUGCGGCUGUGAACUACUUCACCAACGUUCAAGCAGAGAGAGCCAAGAGAAAACAGGCCAAAGCCGCUGCUGCCGCAGCCACUGCCAGGAGCUCCACCCCGUCAGGCAAAGCUAAAGACACAGAGGAGGUUCUACAGCAAAACUCGGACACCAAUGGAAACUUACGAAAACGCAUCAACUCCAAUGCCCAGUCUCAACCAGACUCCAAGAAAACCCAAAGAACCGAAACAUCUAGCAAGAGCGGUGCAUCAGCUGCAUCCAAACCAACCUUGACCAGCCAAUCAUCUUCCACCUCAGAGGGUACCAGCAGUUUCUCCAGCCAAUCACGUCUCAGCCCCAGUUCCGCCAGCCAGUCAAAUGCAGCCGCUUCAUCCUCUGCCGCAAAGACAACACCGCCGGCCCCACCCUCUACACCAACAGUUCCCGAGAAACCGUCGCCCAGCGCAUCCACAGGCUCCGCCCCUCUUCACCAUCUCCUCGGGCCUAAAUUAGAGAAUAUUAAAAAGAAGGAAGCCAAGGUUGCACCUCAACCUGCCGCUCCUCCAACCGGAGGUGCCAGCAAGAUCGACGAAUACGCACGUAUUUUAUUCCCAGUGUCCUUUGGGGCAUUCAACAUGGUGUACUGGGUGGUUUACUUAUCCAAAGACACCAUGGAGGCAAAGGGAGGUUAACAAGAACAGGAUUGGUUGUUUGCACCCUUUUUUCUACAACUCAAAUGAAAUAAAGAGCCCUCUUAAGGAUUACGUCAACAAGCAGUUCCAAGAAACGAAAUUACAUUACAGCAGACAAAACUGCACAAGCACACAGAAGAGAUUAUCUGGGUGAAAUAAUAUUAAAACUUUUUUUUGUUGGGAAUCAAAAGGGCCGUACACAAGAUUAAGCAUGUGGAUAUAUUAUAAUAAGUCAAAAUAAUUCAAUUUAAAAACAAUCCAAGCAAUCUCACAGGAAUGAAUCAUAGAUUUAUCUGUUGUCUGUUUGAAUAGCCAUAUUUCCAGUCUUUGUCCUAUUUAUCACCGGACACACUGAAGAAGGAACAAUGCCACUGAAUAGAAAAACCAAUAUUAGGGUUGUUUAGUCUAUUUUUAUAUAGAGACACUUCCGGAAAAUAUCCUUCAUUCGGAGAAGUGGAAUUUUCAGAAACCUGACAGAUCUUAACUGACCUUGCCGAUGUCUGCUAAGAAGACGUAUUUCUGACAUAUUUCUUUCAGUUGUGAUGAAAUCUAUUUUAAACCACAUCAUGGUGUAUGUAAACUAUCAGGCAUGAAUGGUAUCUAUCCUGUGUUCUCUCGCCGAGAGAAAAUGAUGGAACGGAGCACGUCCUGAUCGGUGAAAAACACAUGCAUGUCUUUUAUUUUUUAAACAGACUAUAAGAAUUUCAGUCGUUACAAAUUAAGUCGUUAAAGCACAAAUUAUGAUUUGCUCUCUUUGUUUUUGAAGUUGAAUGGCUUGUUUUUAGUUCAGUUCGAUUUGGGUUUCAUUUUCAUUAUUGCAGUAUUUUUUGUCUUAUAGCUGAUAUGUUCUCUGCUAUAAAGAAGGAAGUGUGACACGGGGAAGGAGUUUUACCAUACGAAGCACACAGCAUGUGCUAUCGGGCCCCCUGGAGCCUGGUGCCGUGGGAACCGCACAGGGGCCAGAUGGUUCAGGAGUCAUUUAGAACAGUAAGAGGGUUAAACUGACUGAUGUUGUCAGACAAGAGCCAGAGGACGAUGAAAACCUCCACCGAUCCACAUAGGGCUGUUUUUGUAUUUGUAAAUUGGAUAUAAAUAGUGAUUGGUUGAGGUCUUCAUUAUCCACCAGUCAUUAGUUUCCACAAAAAAAAAAAAAAAAAAAAAAAAAAGGUAACGGUAUAGAUCACUCAAAAAUUGUUCCAUGGAACAAGAAAAUAACCUUUUUAGUAGAAUGUUUGAUGUCUAAGUUCAAAAAAAAAAAAAAAAAACACCAUUAAAGUAGCCCAAAUGACUUAAUAAAGUCAUAUGAUAACUUUGUAUGAGUUGUCAUUUUUUUGUAUUGCCAUUUUUUAAAAGAUGAAUGGGUAUAAGAUAUUCAUCAACAAAUAAUUUAAAUGUUGGCUUGUUUAACACACAAAGCUAUUGUAUGCUUUUAGGAGACAGCAUAUAGUACAUGAAAAAGUCAUAUGGGCUAUUUUAGCUUUUUUUUUUUUUUUUGAGCUUGACAGCUCUUAAAACUAAGGGUGCGAAAAAGGGGUUUUCUCAGCGAUGUCACAGAAGAACCAUAUUUGCAUCCCCAAAGAACCAGUGAAAGUGUAUCAAAAGAAAAAAUAUUUAGUGUGACAAAGCUUUUAAUAUUCAAAAUUUUUGCACUAUAAAUACCCUUUGGUGCAUUGGAAAGGUUCCUUGGAUGUUAAAUGUUCUUCAUAGAACCAUAGAUCCCAACAAAGAACCUUUAUUAUUUAGGAUGGCCACCUUUUGUUUUGUUUUUUUGUUUUUUCUUUUUACUGAAAAGAUGACAAAAAAAAAU
Molecule: messenger RNA, 4049 nt
Organism: Cyprinus carpio (common carp)
Lineage: Eukaryota; Metazoa; Chordata; Actinopteri; Cypriniformes; Cyprinidae
Product: gamma-aminobutyric acid receptor subunit alpha-6-like
Biological process (GO): nervous system process; signal transduction; gamma-aminobutyric acid signaling pathway
Cellular component (GO): GABA-A receptor complex; postsynapse; dendrite membrane
Molecular function (GO): GABA-gated chloride ion channel activity; transmitter-gated monoatomic ion channel activity involved in regulation of postsynaptic membrane potential; inhibitory extracellular ligand-gated monoatomic ion channel activity
Source: RefSeq, a predicted model, not a curated record